AUGGCCGAAGAUUUGGACACCAACAAGAUCAAGGAAUGGCGGUCGAUUGUGACACUGAUUGUUUUCCUGCUGACCAAUAUCGUGGUUCUCUUCCCCUUCAAGAUCCCGAUUUACAUUCCAAGGGUCAUCUACAAUGGGUUCCUGAACAUACUCAGUGCGUGUCGCAUAAUACCCUCAAGGCGUCAUGGACAUUCGCACAACAAAGGCAGCGACAGAGCCUCAAGAUUUGUGCGGAUGAACUUUUCGAUGAGUUUAUCGACCGCACCGUUGAUUGCCGACCUCUUUUUGCUAGCAAUCUCAGCUAUUGGACGACAAGAAGUGCAUGAUGGUACAGUCGGAGCCGACAACGUCAGUCCCAUCGACAUCAUGGUAUUUUUCGUCACUCUGGCUUACAUUGCCAUUUCCAUCGAUGCAUCUGGACUCAUCAGAUUUUUGGCAUUCAAAGUGUUGCAAAAAGGAGGUAAAGUGGGCCAUUUGCUCUUCUUCUACCUAUACGCAUUCUUCUUCAGUCUGGGCACUUUUAUCGGAAACGAUCCUAUCAUUCUCUCUGGCACGGCUUUUCUGGCAUAUAUGACCAGAGUCUCGAGCAACAUCGAUAAUCCCAGAGCAUGGAUGUACUCACAGUUCUCAAUUGCGAACAUCGCCUCGGCCAUUCUCGUGUCAUCGAAUCCGGCGAAUCUGGUGCUUGCUGGAGCCUUCCAGAUCAAGUUUAUCGUCUAUACUGCGAACAUGAUCGUGCCUGUUGUGGUCACUGCGGUCGUUCUGUUCCCUUUCUUGCUGUACGUUGUUUUCGCGAGUCCACAGCUUAUUCCGCUCUCCAUCGAGAUGGAAUCCCUAUCAGACGAAGCCAAAAACAAGAAGCCAGUCAACCCCAACAUCCCCCAAGCGAAAGGAAAGAAAGACGAGGACGACGAAGAGUCUGCCGAGGACAAAGAGGCUGCACUUGCGGAAAUCAUGAACCCAUUCCUGGAUAAGGGAGGUGCAAUAUUUGGAGCUGUCGUUAUGGCAGUUGCACUCAUCACGCUUCUUGGACUCAACGCAGCCAGUUCGGAAAUCGGUGAACAUCCCGUGUUCUGGAUCACACUACCAGCCGCAUUCAUCAUGUUCUGCUGGGAUCUUACCUAUGGAUGGAAACACAGAAAAGAAACUCGCAAGAUUGCAAAGACACGUCAAGCAGAGCAGGACGAGCGUGCCAGCAGCAGCAGACCCGCCAGCGCCAUGUUCCAAACGCCAGGCGCCUCAAGCUCGUUUGUUCAUGUAGUGCCUCCCACGCCAGAGCCUGCAGGGUCUGAGAAGAGCAUUCGAUCAUUGUCCAAUACAAGUCCCAAUACCGACCAGACCAUUUCUGGAGCGGAGAGAGACUCAGGAGAUGGUAUUUUGCUCAACAAAGAGGAACCAAAAUACUCCUCUACCCAAUUAUCGUUGCCAACCACGAACAACUUGCACACCAGAAAACUAGAUGCAGCCCUGGACAAAGCUAUCGAUGAAGAGAAAACUCGAUCUUGCAGCGAGGACACGCACCCCUCACAAGAACCCCAGCGAUGGAAUCUCACUACAUGGAUUUCAGCAAAGUACAGGUGGCUGCAGGAAACUUUCCCUACUGUCAUGGCAGUCUUGAGUCAUCUUCCGCUUAAGCUUGUACCCUUUGCCCUAUCAAUGUUCGUGUUGAUUCAAGGGCUUGUCACCAAAGGAUGGAUCCCCGUAUUCGCCUAUGGCUGGGAUCAUUGGGUCACCAAGACCGGCACUAUUGGUGCGAUAGGUGGAAUGGGUUUCCUCGCUGUAAUCCUUUGCAACUUCGCAGGCACAAACAUUGGCACAGCUAUUCUGCUUGCUCGAGUCGUUCAAGCUUGGCAGCAAAUCCAUAUCAACAACGGCAUCCCCAUCAGCGAUCGCACGUUCUGGGCCACCGUGUAUUCCAUGGCUCUGGGUGUCAACUACGGAGCGUUCAGCACGGCAUUUAGUGCAUCGUUGGCUGGUCUCUUGUGGCGCGAUAUUCUUGCUCGCAAGCACAUCCACGUCCGGCGACUUGACUUUGCACGAGAAAACAUCCCUAUCAUCGCAACUUCGAUGGUGGUCGGCUGUGCAGUCUUGAUCGGGGAGAUAUACAUAAUAAGAGACAAUUCGCCGUACAAGAUGGGUUAG
This is a messenger RNA of Aureobasidium namibiae CBS 147.97, 2142 nucleotides long. RefSeq lists its product as uncharacterized. Bases 1 to 2142 code for a protein of 713 amino acids. Gene Ontology annotation, biological process: transmembrane transport. The record is from RefSeq and is a predicted model, not a curated record. Gene Ontology annotation, cellular component: membrane. Lineage: Eukaryota; Fungi; Ascomycota; Dothideomycetes; Dothideales; Saccotheciaceae. The transcript has 3 exons.